AAGUAAUACAAAACUAUAAAUUUACUUAUCAUCUUGAAAAUUACAACGCAAUGUGUAAGUGCUGAAGUGUUUUCUUUGGAAAAGUAAUGCACUUUAAAUUUUUCGUUAUUGGUGUUUUUUUCUGCCAAUUAUUACAAGUAACAUUUUCAAUCCCAUUCGACGAAUUAUGGCAACUCCAAACCCAAAUCGAAGUCGAUAUAUUCCAAAUGAAAAGCGACCUUUACAAAGAACUAAACAAAUUGGAAUAUUUGAUAGGACACUUGAAUUAUAAAAUCAGCGACGAAACUGAAACGCUUCAAGGCUUGAUCGGAAAUAAAAAUUUUGAAGCUAUAUACAAACAUGAAUCCAUAGACUAUUGCAAAAGAAAAGUUGAAUGGGAUUUAAUCCAUUUGGAUAGAUGCAAUAUGCGUUCUUGUAAAGCUCCGCCAGAUUAUUCCCAAAAACUAUUCGUCGAAGCCAAAAUAUUUGUAGAGUCCAUAGCCAAAAAGAGAAUGAUGUGCCUCAGACAACACUAUCUAGGUUCAGACGUUACCACUUGCUUCGAAUGUGUAAUCACAGAAACAAACAACAAAAAAACAUUAAUUUUUGGAAAAUUGAACAAACUAAAAAAAGAUGCCUCAAGAGGAAGCCUACUAUGCCUUCAAAAUAAUUUCAAUAACAUAAUCAAGCAAAUAUGUUUGGCAGGUUGCCACUUUGAAGAAUGUGCAAAUAAAAUUUUAUCUUAGAUUAUUAUUUAAUCCCCAAGGGGUGGGUUUUUGUAUAGUUUCGGUUCUAUAACGUUUUUUUUUUUUUUGCGCUACGACUAUCAUUAAACAACAAUGGACCUAAUGCCGAAUGGUGGCGCACGUGAAACGACAAAGGGCACAAACCCACCCCUAAUCCAACAAGUAUAACUAGAAACACACACAUGCAGGGUACAACAACUUUUACGACACGCGUUGAUUUUUUAAAUUUUUCAGCGGUAACCAAACAGUCGAUUUUUAUUAAGUCAUAACUUGGUUCGUUUUAAUCUCGAUGAAGUAAUUAGAUCAGCAGCGGUUCAAUUUUUGUGUCCGAAGAUGGUAAGGAAAAAGGACGAGCACUAAAAAACGAAAUUAAAACGCAUCAGGCAAAUAAAAUUUUUAAUUAAAACAGCAAAAAGUUGCUUCGAACGAUAAUGGUUGUGUUUUUCUGAAUAUUGUCAUUAUCGACGUAGGCACUCGAUUUACGAACAAAAGCAUUAAUAAUACAUCGAUGGAAUUUUUUUUAAAUAUUAAUGUAAUUAGUGGGAGAUAAGAGAAAAACGUUAUGGUAAAGGGUCACUAAACAACAUUCUAAACGCUUGACUAAGAGACCUGAAAAUAGGGUACUUGCACAUUUCUGAAUUAUAUUUUCUUUCGAAUUCAAACGACUUAGUUUUUGAUAUAUUUGCAUGAAAACAACUCAUCAUUAUCAUAACAAAUUUCAAAUUAAUUUGGUGAAAAAUGGAAACAUAAGAAAAUCUUGAAAUUAUAGGAAAAAUGCAAUCUGUUGCUGGAGAAAGUUUGAAACUUUUGCAGUAAAAAAAGGAAGAAAGGUCUUUUUAUUGACGAUCCAACUUCAAAAAUUCUUGAAUAAAAAUUUUAUUAAAGUACCCUAUUGCAUGCAAGAAUAUACUCAGUUUGUAGGUAUUUUAAAUCACCUUUGGAAGCUUCUGAAAAAUACUUAAAGCGAUCAGAGGGUCUUCAAACUUCUAGGAUUUAUUAAGUAGGGUGCUUUUUUCAAACAAAACCAACCGCGAGUGAAUCUCAGGUUCAGAUAUGGAAUUAUGAUUGUUUUUUCACUUUAAUGCAAAAAAAACAUGUAAAAAUUGCUAUCACUUUGGAAGCUUCUGAAAAAUACUUCAAGCAAUCAGAGUGACUUCAAACUUUCAGGAUUUAUUGAGUAGGCUCUUUUUUCUAAUAGAACAAAUCGGGAAUAGAUCCAGUGGCGGGUACAGUGGGGAGGGGCGAUUGCCCCCCCCCCCCUUUUUAAAAUAAAAUAAUAGAAUUUAAAAAAAAAAAGAAAACAAAACCAUAUUUUAAGUUCAAGAAUGUUUAGAAAGCUGGAAACCUAUAAAAAAAAUCACACUUUUAUCUUUGUCUCAAGAACUUUAACCAUAUUCAUACAAAAUCAUUGAGAUUAUGUACAGGGUAUUUUUUUAUAUAUUAACAUUUCACCUAUAACAUUUACCUUUAUAGGUAGAUGAAAGGUGUAAAUACAAAAGUUGUAUAGUAUUGGCUAAAUUUUUAAAAUCCAUGAUCAAAAACAAAAAUUUAAUGUCAGAAAUGUGAAAUAUUGCAUGCUUUCAGCUUUUUUCAAAUGGGAUGCGCUAUAUGUAUUUGAUUCUAUAUUCUUGAAGAACACAAUUUCCCGAUUCCAAAACUAUAUACCUAGUGUAGUAUAACAUACCCGGGUUCGUUCAGUAAGAUUGAACGAUGAGAAUUUUUGUUACCUUUCAAAUAACAAAUCUUCUGAAAAACGAAAUGAAAAACAAAUAGGACCUACGUUGUGGAUACUUACUCAAUUUUGCUUACUGGACAUGCGCCCGACAUAGCAAAUAUUAGGAAAAUUUAAGGGAGGUUGUGAUAUGUAAAAGAAACGAAAUAUUUGUGAAACGUCUACUUUAUUAUUGAAGUAAAUUGUACCGUUCUCAUCCUGGAACUAACGAGGGGAAAGAGCACGACAGAGAAACUCUCGAUCUAACAUUCCUCAAAAAUCGGAACAUACUGUGUAAUUUUAAUAAAAAUUGUGAGUCAAUAAAAAUUGAAUUAGGUACUAUCCUUUGUCUUUGUGCUAGAACUUUAAUUACAGACACAACAUUCAAUCAACACUACCUAUAUUCAAUACUGAAGAGUUUUUUGGUUAGUUAGCCAGUUUCCCAACAGGUACUGAGGUCCCAUACGGGAAGCUACUCAGCUAUAAUUUUUUUUUUGAGCCAAUAUCUCUGGAUUGAUUAUUUUAAUUUGUUAGGAUAUUCUCUCGUCAGGGUAGAAAAAUGUUUGUAAAUUCAAC
Molecule: messenger RNA, 3012 nt
Organism: Ceutorhynchus assimilis (cabbage seed weevil)
Lineage: Eukaryota; Metazoa; Arthropoda; Insecta; Coleoptera; Curculionidae
Source: the annotation of a GenBank genome assembly